AUGGUCCCGAGGUGUGCCUCUCGAGUCGCGUGCCGACUGGACGUGGGCACUUCCGAGACUUCAGCCAUUGAGCAAUGGGCAGAGUCAGGAGGUCUGCGGCUCACGUGGUCAGCUGCAGCAAGCCUAGGGUCGGUGAUUUGGCCUCAGACGCUCAAACGGCUGAUAUUUUCUUCGGAUAUGCUCGUGACCGCAGCGACGUGGCCUGCCUCCUUGCAGCAGUUGUCGUUUGGAGGUGAUUUCAACAAAUCCAUCGCUGAAGAAGUGCCCAUCGUCGGAGCCGUGUGGCCGACCUCCUUGCAGCAGCUGUCGUUUGGAGAUGCUUUCAACCAGCCCAUCGUCGGAGCCGUGUGGCCGUCCUCCCUGCAGGAGCUAUCGUUUGGAGAUGCUUUCAACGAGCCCAUCGUCGGAGCCGUGUGGCCGGUCUCCCUGCAGGAGCUAUGGUUUGGACAUGCUUUCAACCAGCCCAUCGUCGGAGCCCCGGCUUCCCUGCAGCAGCUAUCAUUUGAGGGUAAUUUCAAUCUGCCCAUUGCCGAAGUCAGGUGGCCUGCUUCCCUGCAGCGGCUAUCGUUUGGAUACUCCUUCAAUCAGCCUAUCGUGGGGGUCGUAUGGCCGUCCUCGCUGCAGCGGCUUUCACUUGGUCGUGAAUUCGACCAGCACAUCGUCGGAGUCGUGUGGUCGGCCUCCCUGCAGCAGCUAUCGUUUGGUUAUUAUUUCAACCAGACCAUCAUCGGGGUAAUAUGGCCGGCUUCCGUGCAGCAGCUAUCGUUUGGUUAUUCAUUCAACCAACCCAUUGCUGAAGUCGUGCGGCCGGCUUCCGUGCAGCAGCUAUCGUUUGGUUCUUCAUUCAACCAACCCAUUGCUGAAGUGGUGUGGCCGACUUCGCUGUAG
This is a messenger RNA of Ectocarpus sp. CCAP 1310/34, 888 nucleotides long. Lineage: Eukaryota; Phaeophyceae; Ectocarpales; Ectocarpaceae. The record is from the annotation of a GenBank genome assembly.